AUGUAUGGCAAGCAGGCAGCUGCCGAAAUGGCGGUCUUCGAGAUGAGCCACGUACAGGCAAUCAAAGACCUGGUGGAAAAGGAGAAGAUCGAUUGCGACUUCGUCUUGACUCGCGCCUAUGAUGUCAUUCUUGAUCCUGAGUUAGCUGAGAAGACCAAGAGGGAGUUUGACCAAUUGGUUGAAGAGACGUUUCCCACGGUCAAGGACGUUUGGUACGCCCCGGCCGCGGCUGCCAGAACCCUCACGGGUGUCAAGGACGCUCAGUGUGCCUUUUCUUUCACCGUGGGCAGCUUGUGGCCGUACAAGCUCGUAACUCACCUAUUGUCGCUGGCUGUGAAGCGAGGAGUGAACCUGCAGACACACACCCCCGUGACCUCUGUCUCCGAUACCCAGGAUGCAGAUGGCUAUUGGCUUGUGUCGACUCCUAGAGGGGUCGUUAAGGCGAAGAAAGUCAUCUUUGCCACGAACGGCUACACCGCAGGGAUUCUACCAGAGUUUCGGGAGAAGAUCAUUCCUGUUCGUGGUGGGGGCCGGCCUGCGUACUGGCACAAGGAGAAUGAGUGGUACAACAACUUCGAUGACUCCAAGAUGAUCCAGCCCGCCGUAACGUAUUUCGAUGGUCUCAUGCAAAGAACCUACCGCGGCUGGGAGCAUAGUGACGCGUCUGUCGAUAAAGUCUGGACAGGAAUCUUGGGCUACACAAACGAUCUCAUGCCGUAUGUGGGUGCUGUUCCUUCAAAAGAUGGUCAAUUCGUCUGUGCUGGAUUCAACGGGCACGGUAUGCCGGCUAUUCUGCUCACAGCCAAAGGCAUUGCUAAGAUGGUUCUCGAGGACUGCACCUUCGAGGAAACAGGUGUACCUUGGCCCUUCCAAGUCACUACAGCUCGCCUGAAAAAUCCGGGCAAUGCGAUUCGGGAUAUGGUAAAGCAGGCAAAGCUCUGA
Messenger RNA from Colletotrichum chrysophilum, 942 nucleotides. RefSeq lists its product as uncharacterized. The transcript has 2 exons. The record is from RefSeq and is a predicted model, not a curated record. The coding region runs from base 1 to 942 and encodes 313 amino acids. Gene Ontology annotation, molecular function: oxidoreductase activity. NCBI's taxonomy places the organism in Eukaryota, Fungi, Ascomycota, Sordariomycetes, Glomerellales, Glomerellaceae. Gene Ontology annotation, cellular component: cytoplasm.